AUGAAUUAUUCAAAUAACCAUUUCGUUCAUCAUUCCGUCCGUAGAAACUCUAUAAUCAACAAUUCUGAAGACGACGGGUCGUCUUCUUUGAAUAGUUAUCCUCCUCAAAGGUUAUGUCCCGCAGGCGGAAUACAUGAUUUCGAGAACGAAUGGUUAUUUGAGGAUUAUUUGUCAGCAUGCCUUUGUUGUCCAUGUUAUCUAUUUAGAGAAUGUUGUUGCGGAAAUCCUUUUGGUGACGGCUAUGAUGGCGUAGGUUGUAGACCAACAGGUCCAGGAACAUGUUCGAAAUGUAAGCAAUCAGAACAACAGACAAAAGAUUCUUAUGCACUACAGCAAUUUCAAACUCAUACAGGCGCAGGAGUACAUGCACCAUCACCGCCACGUGUGCCGGCACCCGUGCAAUAUGAUGCUACACGUCAAAUGAUUCAACCUGGUCGGAAUCAUGAUUUUGAUAAUCAAUUCCAAGAUCAUGUUAUGAAUCCUAACGGUGAUGAACGAGAAAAUAUGUCUCAGAGCCAAGUUAGAGAUCCGAAUGGUGAUAGUCGAAAUCAUCUUAGUAAUAUUUCAUAUGACCAAUCUAGGUUUCCACAAAUCAUAAAUUACAGUCAAUUUCAGAAUAAUCGUGUUAUGAGUCCAAAUUUUGACAAUAGGAAUUAUUAUCAUAAUAAUUAUAAUUAG
Messenger RNA from Funneliformis geosporum, 678 nucleotides. The record is from the annotation of a GenBank genome assembly. Lineage: Eukaryota; Fungi; Glomeromycota; Glomeromycetes; Glomerales; Glomeraceae.